AUGUAUGCUGUAUCAAUAGUGGGAGCAGUAUACCUCGUGGGAUACAUGCAAUGGAGUGUGGCAUGGUUGAUUGGACCAGUUGUUCUCUCAGUAUUGAGAGACCAAUGGCGAAGGGAGAAUGAAUAUAGGAGGAACCUCGCGAAAGUCGUUGCUGUUUCAUCGGAGAAGGACGUGGAUUGCAAUAGUCCACGUCGGCAUUGGAGCGGGCGUGGCGCGCGACCGCCGAACGUUUCGCGUAGAGCGUUGAGAGUUAGUUUUCAUUUUAUGAUGUGUACAUAUUAUGUAAUGUAA
Molecule: messenger RNA, 291 nt
Organism: Pieris macdunnoughi
Lineage: Eukaryota; Metazoa; Arthropoda; Insecta; Lepidoptera; Pieridae
Source: the annotation of a GenBank genome assembly